UUUUUUAAACGUAAAACUGAUAAAGGAUAUAUACAUUUUUAAUAUUUUCAAUUUUUACUUUGAACUUUCUAGUUCUUAAAGUGUUGCUCGAGUUGAAAUAGUAAAAACAAUCGUUCGGUUUAUGACAGAUCUUAUGUGUUGGUCUUCAAACCUAAUGUACAAUGGCGGUUUACGGUAUGAAACAAUUGGAGGAACGGCACAUACCUACUACAGUACUGAAAAUGGAGUGGUCAAAUAAAAUGGAUUUGCUGGCUAUUGCCAAAGAACAUGGUGAAGUAUCGUUGCACAGACUUACGUGGCAGCGAGUUUGGUCGUUGGGUGCACCAAGCGAAAAAACUCUUGUGACCGCGAUGGCUUGGAGACCUGAUGGAAAACAAUUAGCCGUGGCUUACGAUUCGUGUGAUUUAUUGUUGGUCAACGUCGAGAACAAAGAAAUUACUUUUAGUAAAAGAACUGAAAACAAAAUUACUUCUCUAGUGUGGGUGCAACAAGAAAAACUGCAAAAAAGAGAAACUAUAGAUUCUGUUCUACUACAGACCAUUGGAUUGAAUUAUCUUCCUAAAAUUCAAAACGUUGUGCGCGAUUCAAACGAAGAGGAAAAUAAAGUGCCACAAAUUCAAGAUAACUUGAAUCUUUUACUCGUAGGCUUAGACAACUGUGAGGUGGAAAUACUAGCUUUGGGUAUUUUUUUAUGUGGAACGUUAAAGUUGGCCGAAAUAUUUGGCAAAGAAGGUUCUGUGCUGAAUAUGUGUAUGCCGGUGGAUUUCAGUUAUUUGUACGUAGCCAUUCAAUACUUUUACGGGCAAGUAGAUCUAGUAACAAUAAAAUUACAAGAAUGCGAUACCGAUUGGAAUGACGUUUACGAUUUGGCGUCCAAACAUGAUCAGUUGCUUUGCUCGCUGGAAUAUUUGGACCAGACGAUGAAAAACAUAUUAGAAACCUGGGAGAAUGUCUCGUUGAUGGAAAUGGAAUUGAAAUUGAGUUCUUACAUGCCAGAGGACCCAGAAAAUGUGUCGACAGAAUUAUUGGAACUUUUAAUAUAUGGUAUAUUAACAGAACGCAUGGAACAAUUUUUAAAAAGAGACCUGACCGAUAAAGGUAUAAAAAAAAUUGGGCUAGCAAUAGAGUCAAGUCACACAAAUAUCCAUAAACUAGUCGUAAAGCAGUUAUCGGAAAUUACUAGCCAAAUUUUAUUUCAACUCGUUGAAUUUUCAGGCAUGUCACUGAAAAAAUACGAAUGUUUAGGAUUAACUGAAAACAGUGUUGAAAAAGCUAUGCGGUCAGUCAAUAUUUUCCUGAAAAAAUGUAACGAAGUGCAAAUAGUAAUUGAAGAGUCGCUGACCAAGUACAAAUUGUUUUUCAAAUGGUUAUGUGGCAUGAUGGUGAAACUAAACGACGAAAACUCCGUUGUGGAUCCUUCUCUCACGGAUACGUCGCAACAAGAGCUCAACCUUUUGGCAGAAUAUAUCUAUGAUUUGGGCGAGAAAUCCAAACUCAACAACUACAAACUCGAUUGCGUCGGUCAAUACUUCCUAGACAAGGAGUUGGAUUUUCCAUACGAAAAGCACAACCAAUGGAGGAGUAUAUUACGCGAGAAUCCGUGUCUUGAAGAAAAUUCACUGAUAACACCAGAGAUGAAAAAAAUAUCACUAAUGCAACAAUUCAACGUGUUAAAGAACGAUCUCGUCAAUAUUUUUGCCCAAAAGAAAUCGUUCUUUGAUAAAACUUUUGUUUUCUACAAUAAUGUCCCAUUAAGUAACCACACUCAGACCAGUUCAUCUCAUAAAGUCACAAUGGUCGACAUGCCAAAACAUAAAUUAUUAGUGUGCUGUGUAGAUCGAAAUGCCUACGAUUUCAGUUUUUACGAGACGAUGGCCUACGAGGACACGCAUGAAGUGACUCAUCGUAGUACUAAUGUGUUUUAUAUGAGCGAGGGGUCAAAGCAAACUAUCUAUGACAUUCAAUUUUACAGUCAAGAGUUCUUGUCAAUUCUCACGGAAACCGAUUGCGACAAAAGAAACUCUCUGUUCGUACAAUUAUCGACGAGUAGUUUACGCAGUCACUGUUCCACCGACGGACUUUGUGUUUGUAACAUAGCAACACAACAAAUAGAUUACACUAGUCGGAUAAUAGAAAACAUGGUGGCGACAAAGUUUGCUGUGUGCGGAACCAGAAAAGUCGCCGUAUUGUUAUCAGAAAGCAAACACAAAGUCAGAUUAUUCGAAAUGGAAGUCGAAGACGAAGAAGACGAUGAGGACGAUGAUACUAUGGACAUUACGCGUGAUUCUAAUUAUGAAUGAAUAGAAUUAAAAUAUAUGCAGUUUUUGAGGUCUUAAGGUGCUCACGGGGUACCUAACCGACUACACAAUUGAUUAUACACGUCUGGAUAAAUCAAUGAAUCUCGGUUUUUCUGUCGGACCAUUAUUUUUUUAUUCCUCGUAAUAUUAUUUUCACUAAAAAUAUUAAUACACAUUGAAAUACUUUUUCGUAUAAUAUAUUGUAUAUAUAUA
Molecule: messenger RNA, 2510 nt
Organism: Adelges cooleyi (spruce gall adelgid)
Lineage: Eukaryota; Metazoa; Arthropoda; Insecta; Hemiptera; Adelgidae
Gene: APC4
Product: anaphase-promoting complex subunit 4
Exons: 4
Coding region: 162-2300 (712 amino acids)
Biological process (GO): protein K11-linked ubiquitination; positive regulation of mitotic metaphase/anaphase transition; anaphase-promoting complex-dependent catabolic process
Cellular component (GO): nuclear periphery; anaphase-promoting complex
Molecular function (GO): protein binding
Source: RefSeq, a predicted model, not a curated record